AUGGACAAGGAAUAUGAAGAGUAUCGCAGGCCCUUGCCCUGGCUUUCGGAGGUCAGUGACGAUACCCGUGCGGAGGUCUCCAAGGCCAUCGACAUCAUUUCUACUGGCCUAGAAGAAACCGACGAUGACGGUGCUAAAAGAGCUGUCGGGUACUUGGAUCGCCCUUUUCAGUUUCCUCCUCUCGGGGAUCGAUAUCUACCAAGACCGGAAACUUGGGAAGACCGGCGAUCAAGGCUCGAGCUCGGGUCGGCUGACACUGCCAUGGCCAGGGCAUGGUGUAGGUAUUGGCAAUUGGAAUCUCCCGCCGCUCCAGCGGAUGAAUUCAGCCUUGAUCAAACAGCUGUCCUGCCAUUCUAUGAUUUCAAAGACUCUUCCAGGUCUAUCUUCGACGACGCUGAGGUUAUCAAGUCUGGAGGGUCGUCGCAAGUGUUUCGAGUGAGGAUGAAUCACAUUCGCGACCAUCAUGGAGGACGACUGAAAAGUGGUCUCUCCUUCGCUGUAAAGAAGACCAACGGAGAUCCCAAAGCCUACGCUCGUGAGAGAAACGCUUAUAAACGACUGAAUCUCGCACAGAACCCUCAUCCACACAUAGUUCCUCUUUGUGCGACCUAUAGGAUGGAAGGCAUAUACCAUUUCGUCUUUCCUUUCGCGGAUGGCGACCUCGCGAUGUUUUUCCGACACCAGCCUCGACCGCGCAACGAAAAAAUCAGUCUUGAGUGGCUCGGGGGUCAGAUGAGAGGGCUUGCGGAUGCCUUGGCCACGGUUCAUGGAGGGAACGGCGAGGAGCCAAAUAUCUGUGGGGUUCACGGCGAUAUCAAACCGGAGAAUAUCCUUUGUUUUGGCCCCCAUGAUAACCAUAGAUGGGUAGGGUUUGCUCUUACAGACUUCGGAUCCUCGCACUUUUGCACCCCCGAAGAGAGAGACAUCCCCAAUGGUCUCAAACACACGCCAGCCUAUCGUGCCCCGGAGAUCGAUACCACAGCUUUCGGUAUUACACAGGCCUGCGAUGUCUGGAGUCUUGGCUGUGUCUUUGCAGAAGCCAUCGCUUGGUUCUGUGAAGGCAGAGCCGGUUUCGCGAAGCUGAUGGAGGCUCGACUCGAUGAAGAAGACAACAGCCCCAAUCGAGAUGCCUUCUUCCGAUUGCAGUACGAUAAGAGACGUGGCCUUACGGCAAGCCUCAAGCCAGACAUCAAAAGACUACUGAUAUCCCUUCGUGAGAAAUCUCGAUCGUCCCCCUUCAUGGAUGACAUGCUGUACAUCGUCUUGGAAGGGAUGCUCAAAGUCAACAUGAGCGAGAGAAUGUCAGCCCAAGAGGUCCUUGGCGCCUUGACGCAGAUGUGCAACAAGUUAGAGAAUGACCCAGCUUAUUCCGAACCUCGAAACACCUGCGAUGUGGAAAUGGUCCACACUCAGGAUGUCAGGCAUCGACUCGACCGCACGGUCGAUACGACUCAUUCCACCAACGUCACAAUUCAAAGCGAAACGGGCACGCAAAUCAGUCUGAAGCCGCGCUUUGCAUGCCCCUAUUACAAGGCCGGUAUCCUGGUCUCCGUUCACCAUCGAGCUUGUGAGGGUCCAGGAUGGAUCGAUGUCAACAAAGUUAAGGAACAUCUCUUUCGUUGCCAUGUUCCAAAGGAAUUUAGGGGGAAAUGCAUUUGCCUACGAUGUUACACCGGUUUCAAAACCGAUGUCCUCCUCCAGGAUCAUGCGCAACAAGAACCGCCAUGCUCUAAGAAGAAGCCAGCGGCAGUCUACGGCAUGUUAAAUGGAGACCAAGCAGCUCAGCUUCACUCACUGAAGAGGAAAUCGUCAAAAGAAACGGAUGAAGAUCGAUGGUUCAACUUCUAUCGUAUCGUUUUCCCAAACUUCAACCGAAUGAUGGAGAAUAUCUCGCCAUAUCACGAGUUCAACAACACUUCCCUCAGUACCAUAAGCUCCACAAGCUCGAGCGGAAUAUCUCAGUACAGAAACUACCUUCGCAAUCGUAAUGCGAAGGACUAUGCCGCGAAAUUAGCGGAAAAUGGCAUCAUCAUCACACUCGACGCAGCUUCCAAACUUCUCGAGCUGCAGGUCAAGGAACUUGGGACCUUUGACGAGACGAUGAGAGAACCUGUUGGAGCCUACGAGAUUCCGACUGAUGUAGGACACGAAAAGACCGGAGACAGUGUCCCUUCCGGCCUCGGUGGUUCAUCUGAUCUCAUCGGCCAAUUCCAGCUUCUGGCUAGAUAUGGAGAUGACCAGGAAGGAACAUUGAUUGAUAGUUAA
Molecule: messenger RNA, 2265 nt
Organism: Fusarium verticillioides 7600
Lineage: Eukaryota; Fungi; Ascomycota; Sordariomycetes; Hypocreales; Nectriaceae
Product: CMGC protein kinase
Exons: 5
Coding region: 1-2265 (754 amino acids)
Biological process (GO): peptidyl-threonine phosphorylation; peptidyl-serine phosphorylation
Molecular function (GO): protein serine/threonine kinase activity; ATP binding
Source: RefSeq, a predicted model, not a curated record